Molecule: messenger RNA, 3577 nt
Organism: Salvelinus sp. IW2-2015
Lineage: Eukaryota; Metazoa; Chordata; Actinopteri; Salmoniformes; Salmonidae
Product: proprotein convertase subtilisin/kexin type 7-like
Biological process (GO): protein processing
Cellular component (GO): trans-Golgi network; Golgi membrane
Molecular function (GO): serine-type endopeptidase activity
Source: RefSeq, a predicted model, not a curated record
AGUUACAUUUUAUGUAGGUUGGAAAUACUCAAGGUCUCUAAGUGAAAGACCAAAUACUGCAGUAUCAUGAUUAGAAUAACUUAAGUUAUAUUUUUCAAGAAUACAUGGGAAUAUAUAAUUAAUUUAAAAGUAAAAAAYUUMAUGUAGCAACUAAAAAAAUUGAUGUAGCAACAUUCCUAGAAGUUAUGAUUAUCUAGCUGUGAGCGAUCUGUAAAAGGUUAUUAUAUUUCACCUUACUUUUUACCUGGGUCCCAGUAUGUUUAGCUAACAUUCCACUGCUUGUACUCSGUGUCAUGUGCCAAAGAUGUUUAGCAUGACGAGGAACGCAAUAACGGCUAAACAUACUGGUACACAUAAUAAGACUAGAUCUCCCCCAAGUGGAGAAACAAAUUAUAGACGGCCAAGUUGUUGCGGAAGUGACAACAUUUCGGAAAACGACAGAUGACAGCGAAAUAGCUAUUGUAAAUGAAAUUGUUGUCCACAAAUAAACUGUACAAUAAAGACGUCGACGAAAAGGCUGCAGGUCCUAAUGUGGAGGCAGAGCAGAACUUGCGUUGAGCACCUGCCUGUGUUGCCAUGGGUUCACCCCCCUUGUUCCUGCUCCUCCUGGGCCUGACCCCUAUGCUCUGUCUGACUGUUCAUAACCUCCACACGUCCGCCCCUCCCGCGGCUCCUCCACCCUCCUGUGGGCCGGGCCAGUCCUGGGCCGUCCGGUUGCACACAGACUCAGAGCUGCUGGAGGCUGACGGCUCCACCCUGCACGAGCUGGCCAGCAUGGUGGCUGAGCAGGCUGGCCUGGAGAACAGGGGCCAGAUAGGGCAGCUGGAGGGCCACUACCUGCUCUGUGCCGGCCCCGAGGAGGAGGGCAGACCGGGGGACGUGCUGGCAGCCCACCCUCAUGUGCUCUGGCACUCCCAAGAGCAGGUCCUAAGCCGCUCCAAGAGGGCAAUGGCCUUCAACGACCCCAGAUACCCCUUACAGUGGCACCUGCAUAACGAUGUCAGGGAGGGCAUGGACAUCAAUGUGACUGGUGUAUGGGAGCGCAACAUCACAGGGACAGGGGUGACAGUGGUGGUCGUGGAUGAUGGGGUUCAGCACACCCUCCAGGAUAUUCAGCCAAACUAUAGUCCAGAGGGCAGUUAUGACUUGAACUCCAACGACCCGGACCCCAUGCCCCACCCGGACGCCCUCAGUGACAACCACCACGGCACGCGCUGCGCCGGGGAGAUCGCCGCCGUUUCCAACAACAGCUUCUGUGCUGUGGGCGUGGCCUAUGGCAGUAAAGUGGCAGGUAUCAGAGUCCUGGAUGGUCCGCUCACAGACAGUAUGGAGGCGGUGGCUUUCAACAAGCACUACCAGAUCAACGACAUCUACAGCUGCAGUUGGGGUCCUGAUGAUGAUGGKCGCACUGUUGAUGGACCACACCCCUUGGGCAAGGCGGCGCUGCAGCACGGAGUGAUUGCUGGCAGAAGGGGCUUCGGCAGUAUCUUUGUCGUCGCCAGUGGCAACGGAGGCCAGUACGAGGACAACUGCAACUACGAUGGCUAUGCGAACUCAAUCUACACUGUUACCAUUGGAGCAGUAAAUGAGGAAGGGAAGAUGCCCUUCUAUGCUGAGGAGUGUGCCUCCAUGUUGGCUGUCACAUUCAGCAGUGGAGGCAGAACGCUACGCAGUAUUGUGACGUCAGACUGGUCACUGCAGCAGGGCACGGGCUGUACUGACGGGCACACGGGCACCUCGGCGGCGGCACCCCUGGCGGCUGGKAUGGUGGCUCUGAUGCUGCAGGUCCGGCCCUGUCUCACCUGGAGAGACGUGCAGCARGUCAUCACCUACACAGCCACACAGUAUGAUGUGCAAGGGGACUGGAAAAUCAAUGGAGCGGGCUUCCACCACAGUCACCAGCACGGCUUCGGCCUGCUCAACGCCUGGCGGCUGGUCAACGCUGCCAAGGUGUGGGAGAUGGUGCCGUUCCUAGUGUCCUAUCAGAGCCCAGUGCUGAAGGAGGAGGAGCUUAUCCCAGCCUAUCCGGAUCAACUCAACCUAACCUGGAAUGUCACMGCAGCUGACCUCAGGCAGUCCGGGAUGCAGACCUUGGAGCACGUGUCUGUCACCUUGACGAUGGUCCAUACUCGCCGRGGCAACGUGGAGAUUGUACUACUCUGCCCCAGUGGCAUGACCUCACUCAUCGGGGCGCGCCGUACUCUUGACAUGGAUACCUCUGGUUACUCAGACUGGACGUUCUCCACUGUGCGCUGCUGGGGGGAGAGAGCCGAGGGCCAGUACAGGCUGCAAGUCUCUGACCACAAAGACCCUGGGUUGACCCUGGGCUCUCUGAAGCACUGGAAGCUCACUCUGUACGGCUCCUCUCUGUCCUUCGAAGAGGUCAAGGAGAGACAGAGUGUAGUGGAGGAGGCUAUGGGGGGGCAGUAUCUGGACAGCAGUUUCUCCCUGCCCUGUCCUGCAGGCAUGGACAUCCCCUCUGAGACGGUCAGCCCGUUCACCUCCAAGAGCCUCAAGUCUCUGCUACUGCUGGGCUGCUUUGCUCUCUUCUGGUCCCUGUACUACACCCUGGAGGUGACCCUGGCCAACCUGGACUUUAGGGGACUGUGUCGGCGMGGCAGGGGGACGCGGGGCUCCCGCGGGGGCCGGGGGAGAGGCACUGGAACUCUGGGGGACAGCUCUGAGCUGGAGAUGCAGAGUGUGUUGGACUCAGAMUACAAGGUGCCCUUCAUCACUGGAGACACUGCCACAUAACACUGGAGAAAACCUCUGUCCUUACGACAUCCCACCCGCUGCUCAACAGUCUGGGCCUGGCACCAGUGGGGCCAACUGAACUGGAGACMGAACUAUGUGGGCUGGAACUGUGUGCUCACUGGCCAACCCAUUGCUCCCCAAGCCUGUGGCCUUUUAUCAGUGUUGCAGUGCCCCAUGUGUGUGUGAGUAAGUGUACUGCGGUGGAGCAACCUAAACCUCCUGGAUCUCUCAGGACCCUCCGGUCUCACCUAGCAGUGCUAUAGAGGUGGUAGUUUGGCUUGGUCUUUGGGUUGGAGUAUAUAUCACUAGUUUGGUUCAGUCCCAUACCUGGGUCUUUUAGUGUGGGACUAGGUGUGCCAGACAACCAGACAGAGCAUCACUCCCGGGGCGGUUUCCUGGACAACCAGACAGAGCAUCACUCCCGGGGCGGUUUCCUGGACAACCAGAGAGAGCAUCACUCCCUGGGCGGUUUCCUGGACAACCAGACAGAGCAUCACUCCCGGGGCCGUUUCCUGGACAACGAUUAAGGCUAAUCUUGGUCAGGAUUAGGUUUAGUCUGGGUUUAUGUCAAACUUCUAAAGUUUAUUAGGUGUGUACCAUGGGAGAGCAUUACAAUGCUGUGUGUGUGAAUGUGUUUUAAAAUGUCAAUUGUGUUUGGUUUUGAGGAUGUGGUGUGAGUGAUAGAGUGCUCUUGAUUAUGGUUAUUUUUUAAUUAAAGGUGUUACUCAUAGGAUUUUAUAAAAAUGUUGCAUUGUAAUUUCAGAAAAUGUCCAUAAUACACUGUGUACAAAACAAACACCUUCCUAAUAUUGAGUUGCACCCU